Messenger RNA from Meleagris gallopavo (turkey), 1612 nucleotides. The record is from RefSeq and is a predicted model, not a curated record. Lineage: Eukaryota; Metazoa; Chordata; Aves; Galliformes; Phasianidae.
UCAAAUUUUCUUUUCUUAAGGCUGGACUGCACUACAUGAAGCAAGUUUAGAAGGCCAUUACUGGAUAGCAAAGGAGCUUUUGAAAGCAGGAGCUGAUGUCAAUGCUAGAGGACAUGAACAAAUAACACCAUUGCAAGAUGCAGUUAAAGAAGGCCAUUAUAAGGUAGCAGCAUUAUUACUCCAUUAUGGAGCUGAUCCCUUAUUAAAAAAUGAGAUGGGAAGGAGUGCGUUAGAUGAAGCUUCUGACCUGUGCAUGGAGAGACUGUUAAAACGCCACCUAGCAGGAUAUGAAAGAGAUUCAGUAUCAGGUGGAGGUGGUGCAGAGAAUACAUUAAGUGCUCAAAGCACAGAGGAUAGAAACCUGCACCAGGGUUUCUUACAAAUAGAUGAGUCAGAACUAGCGUGUGCAAAUCUUACUGACUCAGGCAGGGCAGACGUAAUGCAACAGACUAUUGAAAAUGAGGUGCAAAACACUUAUGCUAAUAUAUUGGAUGAUGGAACCAGCUGCAUGGAAUGCACUCUUAAAGUAAAUACAGAAACACUUCUAGAGCGUGAGCUUUUAGCAACUACUAGUGAAGUGAGUUCUUCUGGAAGUCCUUCUAAUUCUACUGAUGGUGUACUGAACAACAGUGAGCAAAAGGCUCUACAACCAGAAACAAGAGUGGAAAUCCUGCUUAAUACAGAACAAAGCACUGGAACAUGUCACAUGAAGGAAACUAAAGAUGCUCAUAGUUCAGAGAUACUGUUCAGAGCUUUACAAUUCCAUGACAAGAAAAUAUGUCAAAUUAAAUGGAAGAGACAAGAUCUUAAGGACACCAACUCAAAGUCAGAUAAAGGAAGAUUCGCUGGAAUGGGUGGAACAGAAGGCACAGAAAAGAAUAAAGAAGGAAGUGAAAAGAGCAAUUUGCUCUUACAGUUCUCUGAAGGAGAAGUCCAAGUGAAGAGAUUAAGGCUAGACCCACAAGAGACAAGACAAAAGACAGACUUGUGUUGUAGUGUAAGGAUAAAAAAGCUUUCAUCUACUCAUUCAAAAUUCAAUCAAGGAUCAGCAGAGCAAACAAUUAAGAAAUCAGUUGAGACAAAGAAGAGAAAGAAGAAAAGUGCAAAAGGAGAAACUGAGCUGCAUGUUGCUGCUAGGAGGGGAAAUUUAUCUUUGGUGAAAAGUCUGAUAUCGUCUGGAAUUCCUGUAAAUGAACAGGACAAUGCAGGUUGGACAGCAAUUCAUGAAGCUUCUGCUGGUGGAUUUACUGAAGUGAUCUCAGAAUUACUGAAAGCUGGUGCUGAUGUUAACAGCAGAGGUCUGGAUGGUAUUUUGCCCAUACACGAUGCUGUUUAUAUCAAUUCUUUGGAGGCAGCCAGGAUUCUACUGCAGCAUGGAGCAAACCCAUGUGAGAGGAAUGAUUCUGGGAAAAGUGCUUUGGAUGAAGCUUGUGAUGAUGAAAUGAAAGAACUGCUGAUGUCUUAUUGUUCUGUCGAAUAUGUACUUCCUAUUGAAACUAGUGACAUUACAGUGAUGGUGACAGAGCACCAGAACAGGCUACCUAGAGAGGCUGUGGAGUUUUCUUCUUGGGAGAUAUUCAGUACCCAUGUGGACACCUGCUCAUGCAGCUAG